AUGCUAACCGAAAAAAGCUUAGAUGAUAGCUUAAAUGAUUCAUUACAACCAUCUUAAUUGAAGAAUCUCGAAGAAGAAUUUGAGACAAAUUAAAUGAUGAAUCAAGAAAGCUCUGUUAAAUUGGAAAAUAGUUCAUCAUAUAAUUAUGUAAAACCUUAAUGUUCGUAUCGUUAUACUUAUUCAUCAGAAGAAUAUUCAUCAGAAAAAGAAGUGGAAAGAAAAUCACCUUACCAUUUUUAAAACCCUUAAUUUCUGACUUUUGGGUAAAUGGAUUCAAAUUUAGGAGAAAUUAAAUAGUUGAUUAAAUAACAUAAUUAUUAAUAAGCAUACAAAGAACUAAUAAGAUUUCAAGAAGUAAGAUAGGAUUAAUUAUCAUAAGAAAACCAAUAAUAUUUAUAAUAUCUCUUUACUUAAAUCUACUUUGGAUUAUAAAAAUAUCGUGAAAUGUUUGCAAUGGCUAAUUAAUUAAUUAAUUUUGAUCUUGAUUAUGUUAGUCAUAUAUUAGAUAUGUUAAUAAAUGCAUCUUUAUUGAUAANCGGAUAUACCUAAAUAAUAAAAAUAUAAUUGACUAACCUUUUGAAUUUAGAGCAUGCAUGA
This is a messenger RNA of Paramecium sonneborni, 597 nucleotides long. The record is from the annotation of a GenBank genome assembly. Lineage: Eukaryota; Ciliophora; Oligohymenophorea; Peniculida; Parameciidae.